This is a messenger RNA of Symbiodinium sp. CCMP2456, 2937 nucleotides long. Lineage: Eukaryota; Dinophyceae; Suessiales; Symbiodiniaceae. The record is from the annotation of a GenBank genome assembly.
GACGCAGUGAACAGCGCAAACACAGCACGAGAUGAACAGCAGGAUGUUCCAAGUCAUGCAGCUGCAGAAACAGCGGCUGCAGGCACAGCACCACCUUUGCCACGCUCUGACAAGCAAGCCGUCCAGGAUUUCACAGUGAACAGCGAAAACACACCACGAGAUGAACAGCAGGAUGUUCCAAGUCUAUUCUCGCAAGUGUCCAGCAAGCAGACAGACGGAGCAAGGCUAGGCCAGAAGGGCGAGGUUGAUCCUCCAACCAAACCAGCCUCGAGCUCACCGGGAGUGGAGACGGAGAAGCCUCCCCCCUCGCCUGGCACGGCAGAGACUCUCUUGGAGCCCCGGAGCGAUCAGCACGUGGCUCGCGAUGAAGAUCAGGCUCCCCCGGCGCAGCGCAGCGCCACACGGCUGAGGCGAGUCGACGAUCGGGUUUCGGACGCUUCGGAGCUCCCAGUGCGCUUGGAAAAGGCUCCGGCGACGCUCACAGUGGAGUCCCUAAGCCUUGCUUACACGCGGCUCCAUGCGCGGAAGACAUCGCCCAAGAAGCGAGUCAAAGAGCGUGACUUUGCGAAAGCAGCUGCUCCGAAACCCACUCCGACUCCCUCAGCUGCGUCGAGGAACCCAAAGCUCGAGAUUUCCAUGGCAGCGAGUCGCAUCCAAGCCAUGUACCGUCGGCGACGAGAGCGGCUGCGGCUGCCCAAGCCAGAAGUCGCGAAGCUCAGAAGCGUGGAGCAGUUGCACGCAGUGGUCCGCAUCCAGGCCGCAUUCCGAGGACGCCGCGAGAGGCGGGCCGUGAAAGUCGUGAGAGACGCGAGAGCGGAUAUGCGAAUCGCGGCAACCGCACGCCUCCGUGUGAAAGUCCACAAGCUACACCCAUAUGACAGCUCCUCGGCCUCGCCUUCGCCAAGUCGCGACCAAGCCCAGUCCUUCCUACCAGCAGCGGAAGCACCAAGCUCGGGCCUUUCUUCCGCCAACGCACCUGCGGCCACAGAUGAGAUUCGAGGUGCAUGCCGCGCUUGGCUAGCACGAAGAACCCUUCUCUCACUGCAGCAAAAGAGGGUGCAAGCUUCAGUCAUCAAGAUCCAAGCAGUGAUCAGAAUGCGACUCGCCCAGAACUUGCGAAAGGAGAAGGCCAAGCUGCGUGUCUCCUCGAUUGCCAGCCUUCGCAUGAGGGCGGUCCGUAUCCACAAGCUGCACGAAGGGCACGAAGCAGCUGGUAGCUCCCGUAGCCGCUCUGCGAGCCCCAAAGGUUUCUUCGACUCGCCGACUGAGGCGACGCAGGUGCUGUCAGCUCAGGAAGAUGCAGAGGCAGAUGCAGAGGCAGAUGCGGCCUCUCGGCAUCGAGCAGCCUCGCGAAUCCAGGCCUUACAGCGAGGCCGGCUGGCACGUAGGGAGCUCGCCAAGAGAAGCGAGAGAAGGAUGGACAUAGCCUCGAUCGGUGCGCUGCGGGUGAAAGUUUACAAGCUUCACGGCCGAUUAUCGACAAGCAAAAAAGCAGACGGCGACGGCAGCUUUUUUGGCAUGUUUGCCGACACAGCCGGUGCCACUCCCCCGAGCUCGAGCUCGGUGACUGCGGAGCGGGAUGCAGCCGUGAGGAUCCAAGCUUGCUACAGAGGCCGGCAGGGACGUCGACUUGCAGAGCAACAGGCAGUCACCGCCGUCGCCAACACGGCACCCACCGCCUUGGAAAGCGUUCGUCGGUCUUUGGUGGCUGCAGGCUUCGCAGUGGUCGGGGAGGCAAACGCAGAAAUUGGGCGUUUGCUGCACCGUGCUAGCCUCGGCUUAGAGGAGGCAGCUGCUCUGGGUGAUCGGGCCGCGCAGAGGGCUUCCAUCGCUCUGGGGGAGACCUUGCUGCACAUGGUGGUGGAUGCCAGCACGCCUCCCAUUUCACCCAUGCCCGGAUCAGAUGCCGGGUCAAAUCUGGGCUCAGAUGCGGGCUCAGACGUAGCUUCAACAACCUCCCCGACAAAGGAAGUGCUGGAGCUUUCCAGGUCCAUGGAAAAGUCCUGUGUGCGCGUCGAGGCUUGGCUACAGAAACGAAAGCACUCGGUGAACCGGGCUGAGAAGACGCCGGCUCUUGGGACAGGCAUCUCACCUUUGGUGCAGAGGAGGCGAGAGCUCCGAGAGCUCUCAGAAGUGCAGACACUCAAGAGCAAGAGCAAGGAUGUUUCUCGCGCAGAUGACGAUGACGAUGAAAUCAAGAAGUUGCUGCAAAACUUAGACAGCGCAAGCAUCAGGAAGGUUGCCGAGGAGCAGGAGAAGAAGCUGGAGCUUCUUCAACUGGCCCCAAAAUCUGUUCCAGGCGAGUCGUGCUCGAAAUGUGGCAAGGAAGUGGGCUUCGGCUCCUUCGGCUCCGUGAGCUCUGAGCUGGAGUUCAGUAUUUGGGGCCUUUGCGCCAAUUGCCAAGCAGAGCUCUUCGACUUAGGGCCCAGAGGGCCUCUGGGGCCCAGCCCAGAGCGAGACUAUGUCUUAGUUGGGCCGGGCGGCCUACAGGGCGCUGGGACUCUCCAAGCAUUGUCGCCAUUUCAUCCGAUGCCCGUUGCCUACCCGGAGCCCGAAGAGCUUUGGGCUUCACCCUACCACCUUUUCAUGGCCCAGCAUUUCCUGGACCGACGCUGCCGUGAGCUGAUUCGUAAGGCCAAACCGGCUGCAGCCAAUCUGCGGUCCAUGAUCUCGCAGGACCCGCUGCGAACUGCAGUUCGGGAUGAUUGGUUCCUCGGCUGGGCUGUGAAAGCGAUGCGCCACUGCAUUUUCCUAGCGAUGGAUCAGCACCCGGCACUCGCAGCUUUGCUGGUGAAGACAGGCCAUGCCCGCAUUUUCUUUAUGGAGGACCGUUUCUGGGGAGCUGUACUCGUUAACAGCGACUUCGUCGGUGAAAACUUGGUUGGGAAGAUUCUGGAGGAAAAGCGUAUGCUUCUCAGGUGUGGCAUGCCUACCUAG